Molecule: messenger RNA, 600 nt
Organism: Sphaeroforma arctica JP610
Lineage: Eukaryota; Ichthyosporea; Ichthyophonida
Exons: 1
Molecular function (GO): transferase activity, transferring alkyl or aryl (other than methyl) groups
Source: RefSeq, a predicted model, not a curated record
CAGUGGCAGUGGCAGUGGCAGUGGCAGUGGAGGUUUCCGUAUCACUUAGCAAGAUUAAUUUAUAAACUAGAGUUUGAUAUAUAUAUAGCGGAGCAUUCACAGACGGCGAAAAACUAGUAGUAUAAUACAAUCAAUAUGGCAAGCCUCAAAGCACGGUGUGCACAGAUCCUAAGUUGGUGCGCCACCUGUGUGUUUAUGGCGUUUGCCUUUAGUGUAUCCUUACUAGAGAUACUGCUAGACAGUACAGGUAUAACCGUCAGAACCACGAAGAAAUCGCUCUCAUAUAUUACAUUUAAAUGCAUAAGUGUUCUGUAUAAUGUACGCUCGCAGGCGAAGCAGUACUCGGAAAGGGCUCAAUGGAUUUUAAACGGCACGCUCGCGGCGCUGCAAGCUUGGUGCUAUAGUAUCAAGACACAAACUAGGGGUACAUACAAGUUACACGAAAAAUUUACCAACUUAUUGUUCAGAGACAUUCCGAAAGCGCCAAGACAUGUGGCUAUCAUUGUCAACGAGGAGUGUAAUGUUGAACGCAUGGGGAGUAUAGUUGCGUGGUGUAUAGCCAUAGGGGUUCCCAAGAUCAGCCUAUAUGACCAACAAGGU